CGACAGCCUCGAACGGCAAGCAUUUUCCGAAAGUCAUCAUUAGAAAACAUCGGCAGUCCAGAGGAAAAAUAAAGUUUUAUUCGUUUAAAAUAAUCCGCUUUUGUCGAUAGUGCAAAAUAAAUUGCGUCCCCCGUGAAAUGGCCGGUACAUUGGAGGAUAAAUCGAUCUGGGAAGAUGGCGAGGAAACCCUGGGCGAAGAGGUACUGCGGAUGCCAACCGACGAGAUCGUCAGUCGGACGCGUUUGAUGGACAACGAAAUUAAGAUCAUGAAGAGCGAGGUCAUGCGAAUCAAUCACGAGCUGCAAACGCAAAACGAGAAGAUUAAGGAUAACACGGAAAAGAUUAAGGUCAACAAAACGUUGCCCUAUUUGGUUUCGAAUGUGAUCGAGCUGCUGGAUGUCGAUCCGCAGGAGGAGGAAGACGACGGAGCGGUGGUGGUGUUGGAUUCGCAGCGUAAGGGCAAGUGUGCCGUUAUUAAGACUUCCACUAGGCAGACAUACUUUUUGCCCGUUAUCGGUUUGGUUGAUCCGGAGAAGUUGAAACCGGGUGAUCUGGUUGGGGUUAAUAAGGAUUCGUAUCUGAUUUUGGAAACACUUCCGGCCGAGUACGAUGCACGGGUGAAGGCUAUGGAAGUGGACGAGCGGCCAACCGAACAGUACUCCGAUAUUGGUGGUUUGGAUAAGCAAAUUCAGGAGCUGAUCGAAGCCGUUGUGCUGCCGAUGACGCACAAGGAAAAGUUUAAGAACUUGGGAAUUCAUCCCCCGAAGGGGGUUUUGCUUUACGGACCGCCUGGAACUGGUAAGACUCUGCUUGCGCGUGCUUGUGCUGCUCAAACAAAGUCGACCUUCCUGAAAUUGGCUGGCCCGCAGCUGGUGCAGAUGUUUAUCGGUGACGGUGCCAAGUUGGUACGGGAUGCGUUUGCCCUGGCUAAGGAAAAGGCUCCGGCUAUAAUUUUUAUCGACGAACUCGACGCCAUCGGCACGAAACGUUUCGAUUCGGAGAAAGCUGGCGAUCGUGAAGUGCAGCGAACUAUGCUUGAGCUGCUCAAUCAGUUGGACGGUUUUAGCUCGACGGCCGACAUUAAGGUUAUCGCUGCGACCAAUCGGGUGGAUAUCCUGGAUCCGGCUCUGUUACGUUCCGGUCGUCUGGAUAGGAAAAUUGAGUUCCCCCACCCGAACGAGGAGGCUCGAGCCCGAAUUAUGCAGAUUCAUUCGCGCAAGAUGAAUGUUAGUCCGGACGUGAAUUUCGAGGAACUGGCCCGUUCGACGGAUGAUUUCAACGGGGCACAGUGUAAGGCGGUGUGCGUCGAAGCCGGUAUGAUCGCACUGCGACGAUCGGCCGUUGCCGUCACCCACGAGGACUUCAUGGACGCCAUCAUGGAGGUGCAGGCGAAGAAGAAGGCCAAUCUAAACUACUAUGCUUAGGAGGCGAAUAACUUCUGCGUAAUUUGUAAUACAAAAUGAAAUGAUUUAGUUAUUAAAGCUUAUCUCUAU
This is a messenger RNA of Sabethes cyaneus, 1493 nucleotides long. It is a transcript of the gene Rpt5, whose product is annotated as 26S proteasome regulatory subunit 6A-B. The record is from RefSeq and is a predicted model, not a curated record. Gene Ontology annotation, molecular function: proteasome-activating activity; ATP binding; ATP hydrolysis activity. Lineage: Eukaryota; Metazoa; Arthropoda; Insecta; Diptera; Culicidae. The transcript is spliced from 2 exons. Gene Ontology annotation, cellular component: proteasome regulatory particle, base subcomplex. Bases 138 to 1424 code for a protein of 428 amino acids. Gene Ontology annotation, biological process: proteasome-mediated ubiquitin-dependent protein catabolic process.